UCACUUUGAAGAUCAAGACGUGUUUUGUGGUGCGCUCCUGGCCUGCGGAGAGACUCUCCCAUUCCAUUCUAUUUUGUGCAAAAAAAAACUUUUUCCACCCUGCUUCAAAUGGGGAAAAUCUGGUUUUCUGCGGAAAAUUGAAAACUUUUUUGUUGUUUUACUGUGGAAAAUUUGGUGAUCGCUAGAAAGGAGGCGUUUUUUGGGGAGUUUUGUUAGCCACAUUAGAGAAAAUAAAGAUUUUUGGGGCGUUUUGCUCAGCUAGAAUUGUACACCCAAAGUAGGCGUACCGAGGCUUGACUUCCUUUGUUCUGCGGGAGGAAUCGCAGCAAUCCGCUGGAGUUCGUGUAAUCGGGGACGGCUGACAUUUUGAUUUUUUCCGAGAGUGAUUCGUGAUAUUUUAGACAGGUUUUAUUUGAAAAAGACAAUUUUUGAGCACGGUUUUCUGCUUAAACAUACGAGUUUUGGAACCGUGUGAGUGCGAGUGAGCAGCUCUGAGAAAAAUAUGGCAGACAGUUUGGUGGAAACGCCAGCUUCCAGCUCGAGCCAUCUGAUAAACCUCGGCGGAGGCAUGAACCAGCUUCCGGUCGAUUUGCAGGCUGGGUCGUCGUCCGGGGCAUCCUCCUCGGCGGCCUCGCUGGUGGUCGCAGCAUCGUCUUCGUCCUCGUCCCCAGCACCGUCGUCAUCCUCCUCCUCCGGGGGUCAAACGUCGACAUUAUUGAUUUCCGUGGCCACCCAGCCCCAGCAAACCCACGGGCUCAACCUGAGCGAACAGAUUAUGACCGCUGGCCAGGAACAGCAGCAGCAGCAGCUCAAUCUGAGCCUGCAGCAGCCGCCACCGCAGGUCGAGGUCAAAGAGUCCAAAACGGGCCGCUCGGCGGAUCGCUCCGGCGACGACGAACCGGAAGCGAAGCGAAAGAAAAUCGAUAAACCCUCGACCAAGAUGAUCGAGAAGCUCGAGGCACGCCUCGGGGGCAUCCUGUGCUGUGCCGUUUGCCUGGACCUACCCCGGACCGCGAUGUACCAGUGUUCCAUGGGACAUCUGAUGUGCGCCGGAUGCUUCACCCACCUGCUGGCCGACGGCAGACUGCGUGACCAGAACGCGACCUGCCCGAACUGUCGCACCGAGAUCAACAAGAACAACUCGUCGCGCAACUUGGCCGUCGAGAAGGCCGUGUCGGAGCUGCCCAGUGAGUGCCAGUACUGCGGCAAUGAGUUCCCGAACAAGUCCGUUGAGUACCACGAGAGCAAUGAGUGCGAGGAGCGGCCGACCGACUGCAAGUUUGCCCGCAUUGGGUGCCAGUGGCGCGGCCCCAUCCACGAGGUCCCCACGCACGAGACCAACUGCGCCCAUCCGAAAAAGUCCGGCGCCGAGGUGAUGGUGGCUCUGCACGCCCACGAUGCCCGCGCCGCCGAGGAGAAGAAGCUUUUCCUCACGUUGAUCGAUCUCUUGAGUUACGAGAAGAUUAUCUUCAAUGAUCUCCAGAUGAAGCCAUACCGUACGGACGAGUACGUGCACCGUUUGUACUACGAGACGUCGCGCUUCUCCGCCUUCAACCACCAGUGGGUCGUGAAGGCCAUCAUCAACAAGAGCCAGCGCGAUCCGCACCAGUCGUGCGAGCGGGACAUCAACUAUCAGUUGAUCCUGAAGUCGAAGACGUCGAGCCCGCUGGCGAUGCACUUUUUCGUGCUGCGGGGCCCCUUCUCGGACAUUAAGAGCGAAACGCAGAUCUACAAGCACGACUUUACCGAGACGGAAACGGAGAGCCCGUUCAAGCUGCUGCCGCUGCCGGACACGGCCGAGUGCAACCGGCUGCUGGCGGCCAAGGCGAUCAACUUCAGAUUGAUCAUGUUUUUGGCAUCGAAGUAAAUCUCGCCGCCGCAGCGACAGAUUGUUUGUGAUGGUAACAUGUUGCAUCAACAUUAGCAAACCCCCCUAGCUCCCCGCACCGGUCUGGUAGGUGGUUCGGGAAAAUUUGGCCGUUGUCCAAAGUGAACCGUGCGUGCGGGCGGACAACGUUUAGUGUUUAUUUUGUAUUGCGUUUGCAGCAAUGUGGAUUAUGAUUUAUUGUCAUUACUCGAUCACACAUGUCUACUCUGAAAAGCCAAAAUCCUGUAAGUGGUAUUUUUUUUGUUUUUUUUUUUUUACCUUAUUGUUAGAAACCUCGUUUUAUCGUACUCUCAGAUAGUAAUAUCCGGUAGCCGGGCACGUUUAGAUUUGAAAUGCAGUCAAAAUUUAAGUUUUUGAAUUCACAUCGCACAAACUGUUCGAAUUCAACGGGAAAAUCACAAAGGUUUUGUGUUGAUGAACAGAUUAUCCGUUCUUUUUAAAACAAAUAAAAGCAAACAAAUUAGAACAAAUGUUAUCACACUAAUCGAAUGUAUCUCAAACCCAUCCGGAAUAAUAAUUAUCACAAUAGUUUAUUUAAUAAAGCAGCGAAAAGGAUAAGCUAAUAAGUGUAAUUAAACAUAAUUUUAUCAUCAUACCAAUAAUAGCAUAAUGUCGUCGGGACUCGAUUUCGAUGUCCAAACCUACCAUUGAUUGUUUUGUUAUAGAACUUUAUUUUAUUUGUUUGUUUUUAACGCGAAUGCCAUUUUGGUUGGAGGUAGACAAUUAUUUAAACAGACAGCCGAGCAGGAAGCGGAUGCAGCCAUAUGUAAAGAAGAAAUAACUUUACUGUUUAUUUCUUGCUAAUAUUUAAUUUUCAAUUUUCGGUCAAUUUUCGCUAAGUUUGUGGAUUUAUUAUUAAAUAAUAAGCAUGAAUCAUACACAUAUUUAACUACUUUCUAAGGCUACGGUCGUGCUGUAGUGAUACAAUAAUUACCAUGAUAUAAAGCAGCAUUGGCAAACGAAAAUCGCUCUUUCACCGCUUGGAAAAAAAAUAAAUCAUGCAAAACGAUGCAAUAAAAAAGAACUUCUUUCACGUUAGCGAAUAAGUGAUAUUUUUCGUCUUCUAACGCUACACUCUCACAGUGAAAUUAAAAUGUUUCUUUUGCUUUGUACGAGAGGUGGCACACAAUUUAAAAUAAGAAUGCUUGCUUUUUGAAGUAUAAUUUUAUAUGAGUAAGAAAAGUAUAUUUAUAUAUUACUGUAAUAUAGCUUGUAAGAUGCUUCGCUCUUGAUCGUAUUUUAUUUACACUACAAUAAAUUUGUUUUCUUCUGUAAUAAACUUAUCUGUAUUCUAAC
This is a messenger RNA of Culex pipiens pallens (northern house mosquito), 3184 nucleotides long. RefSeq names its product zinc finger TRAF-type-containing protein 1 homolog. The record is from RefSeq and is a predicted model, not a curated record. Bases 503 to 1867 code for a protein of 454 amino acids. NCBI's taxonomy places the organism in Eukaryota, Metazoa, Arthropoda, Insecta, Diptera, Culicidae. Gene Ontology annotation, cellular component: nucleus. The transcript has 5 exons.